CAGCUGACAGCUUCCUGUGUUGGGCUUUUCCCAUAAGCCUGUGCGGCCCCUCCUCCUCCUUCCUUUCCUCCCCGAGAAGCCGCUGCUGCCAAAGCCGCCAUCAUGGGAGUAGAUAUCCGUCAUAACAAAGACCGCAAGGUGCGACGAAAAGAGCCCAAAAGUCAGGAUAUCUACCUGAGACUUCUGGUUAAGUUAUACCGUUUCUUGGCUCGUCGUACAAAUGCCACCUUCAACAAAGUGGUUUUGAGACGUCUGUUCAUGAGCCGCACCAACAGGCCACCCCUUUCUCUGUCCCGUUUGAUUCGCAAGAUGAAGCUUGCUGGACGUGAAAGCAAAACUGCUGUGGUGGUUGGAUGCAUCACAGAUGAUGUCAGAAUUCAAGAUAUCCCCAAACUCAAGGUGUGCGCGCUUAAAGUGUCUUCUGGAGCACGCAGAAGAAUUCUUAAAACUGGUGGACAAAUUUUGACAUUUGACCAGUUGGCUCUUGCUGCCCCCAAAGGCCAGAACACUGUUCUGCUUUCAGGUCCUCGCAAGGGACGGGAGGUGUACAGACACUUUGGAAAGGCACCUGGUACUCCACAUAGUCACACCAAGCCCUAUGUCCGUUCUAAGGGCAGAAAGUUUGAGCGUGCUAGAGGUCGCAGAGCAAGCAGAGGAUACAAGAACUAAACACCGUCUGUGCUUUGUACUCAUUAAAGAUGUUAGAUCUUCA
Rana temporaria (common frog) is the source of this 712-nucleotide messenger RNA. It is a transcript of the gene RPL18, whose product is annotated as ribosomal protein L18. Gene Ontology annotation, molecular function: structural constituent of ribosome; RNA binding. Lineage: Eukaryota; Metazoa; Chordata; Amphibia; Anura; Ranidae. The transcript has 7 exons. The record is from RefSeq and is a predicted model, not a curated record. Gene Ontology annotation, cellular component: cytosolic large ribosomal subunit; ribosome. Gene Ontology annotation, biological process: translation. Bases 103 to 669 code for a protein of 188 amino acids.